UAUUUCUUCUAGCUCCACACGGGCAACACGUGUGCUUUUUUACUAGAAAUGGAAACGGCUCCUACGUGGAACUCUAACCACGUCAAUUAAAAAUGUUUCAAAUCGCUUCCUUGCGAGAAACGGUUGGUUCCCUUUACCCGUUCAAUUUUCCACAGUAUCCGAGCUUCACUCUCUCUCUCUCUCUCUCUCUCUCUCUCACAGACUCAGAAUCCGAUUGAGAUGGCAACAAGCACUACUUCUCCUUCAUUCACCUUCUCCAAAUCUGAUUUACCCUUCUCAAAUCCGAGAAAGGAAGGUAGAAUCCCAAUAUCCACCCAUUUCGACAAAACCCAUCUCCUCAAAAUCGUUUCGUCCGGAUUCCCGCCACUUCAUCGGUCCCAUUUGAAUGGGUAUCGCUCCCAAAUCCCAUCAUCUACCCAUUUGAACAAAACCUAUCUUCUCAAAAUCGUUUCUUCGGGAUUCCCGCCCCCUCACCGGUCCCAGUUGGAUGGGUACCGCUACCAAAUCCCAUCAUCUACCCAUUUCAACAGAAACCAUCUCAAAAUCGUUUCGUCGGGUUUCCGGCCACUUCGCCGGUCCAAUUCGAAUGGGCAUCUCUCCGUUUCGUGCUCUGCCGCUUCUUUGGUGGACCCAAGUGAAGGAAAGAGCUUCUCUGCUCCGAUCUCCACGACAGACAGCCCAGAAGUCGAAGUUCGCACCACCACAUGGGACUGGCGAGGUUAUCAUAUCCGCUAUCAGUUUGCUGGAAAUAGUGGUCCUGCAUUAGUUCUAGUUCAUGGUUUUGGGGCAAAUAGUGACCAUUGGAGGAAAAACAUUCCUUUCCUUGCAAAAUCGCACAGGGUUUAUUCCAUUGAUCUUAUUGGUUAUGGUUAUUCAGACAAACCAAACCCACGUGAGUUUCCGAUCAACUCAUUUUAUACGUUCGAGACUUGGGCUACUCAGUUGAAUGAGUUUUGUGUUGAUGUGGUCAAAGAUGAAGCAUUCUUUAUAUGUAACUCUAUUGGAGGAGUAGUUGGUCUUCAAGCAGCCAUUAUGGAGCCUCAGAUCUGCAAGGGCAUUCUCCUUCUAAACAUAUCCCUACGUAUGCUUCAUAUAAAGAAGCAGCCUUGGUAUGGAAGGCCUUUUAUUCGAUCAUUUCAGAGUCUGUUAAGGAAUACAGUUGUGGGGCAACUCUUCUACAAAGCUGUUGCCACUCCAAAAUCUGUGAGAAGUAUUCUUUGUCAGUGUUACUAUGACACUUCCAAGGUAACAGAUGAGCUCGUUCAGAAGAUACUACUGCCGGGACUGGAACCUGGAGCUGUCGAUGUGUUUCUUGAUUUCAUUUGCUACUCAGGUGGUCCUCUGCCUGACGAACUGCUCACUCAAGUUAAGUGCCCGGUUCUAGUGGCAUGGGGAGACAAGGACCCGUGGGAGCCAAUCAAGCUUGGAAAAGCAUAUGGCGAUUUUGAUGCAGUAGAAGAUUUUAUCGUCCUUCCUAACGUUGGCCAUUGCCCCCAGGACGAGGCACCAGAUCUGGUGAACCCACUUGUUGAAUCAUUCGUGGCACGUCAUGCCAUGGCGAAAGCUAAUGCUAACCCAAGAACUAUAUGAUAACUAAGGUUGUAGCUUGCCCCAGCACCUUUCUUCUCUUUGAAUCCCAAGACCACUGCCUAUUCAGAUUAUCCUUGGUCAUCACCCAAAGAAAGUUAAAUACUAAGGACUUUCAUCAUGCUUAAUUUAAUUCGAUUCUUUAUCAUUAGCAGUGAAAUUGAUUCCGUUGAAAAGCUUCUUAUGUGGGCAGUCAUUGAAAUGUCUUGUUUACCAACACCAGUGUUGGUGAGUGCAUUCUUAUACAUGCAAUGAGAAUAUCCUCUCUACAAGGUUCAAAAGCUUGGAUUUAGAGUUUGGAGUCAGCUGCAUCUUGAGUCUGAGCCAACUUCCGAAAUGGGUACUCUUGACUAUUCUUGAUGAUCAUUUUCUAUGUGCUAAGACCAGGCUAUUGCACUCGCAGUUGUAAAUUCUUCUAUUUUGUAUCCUUUUCUUCUACCUGGGUAUAAUACAGAGCGGCCAUCAAACACUUCACACUGGGAUUUAGUCCUGAUGAACAGAAUAUCUCUAUUUUUGUA
Messenger RNA from Magnolia sinica, 2105 nucleotides. RefSeq names its product pheophytinase, chloroplastic. The transcript has 8 exons. The coding region runs from base 220 to 1590 and encodes 456 amino acids. The record is from RefSeq and is a predicted model, not a curated record. NCBI's taxonomy places the organism in Eukaryota, Viridiplantae, Streptophyta, Magnoliopsida, Magnoliales, Magnoliaceae.